AUUCAACUGUAUGGUUUUAAUAAAGAACUUUACCACAAUAUGACCGAAGCACAACAUAAAUCCCAGGGAAUAGUGGCGAUUUCGUUAAUGGUUCAGAUUGGUGACACGCCCAAUCCGGAAUUGAGGAUCAUCACGAGUACUUUUAAAGAAGUUUUAUAUAAAGGUGCUGCAAUACCAAUAAAACAUCUGUCUUUAAGAAGUUUACUACCAGAUACCGAUCAAUUUAUGACUUAUGAAGGUUCAACAACGCAUCCUGGAUGUUGGGAAACAACAGUUUGGAUAAUAUUCAAUAAACCAAUUUAUAUAACUCACCAAGAGUUGUACGCUCUUAGAAGGCUUAUGCAGGGUUCAUUAGAAGCUCCAAAAGCGCCCUUAGGUAACAACGCUCGUCCCGUUCAGCCCCUUCAUUACAGGACGAUUCGAACGAACAUCAAUUUCAGAAAUAGAGAGGUGUUCGGAAGCCGUCACAACAAUACGUCCUAUUUAAAGAAAAAUUGCCCUACAAUGUAUAAAGAUAUGAAUUAUAAAGCACGAUGGAUGGAUAGAAGAGAUUCCCACAGUCACAAUUUACAUCACCACAAUUUACAUUGAGGGAUACCAUAACAAAUUAAAAAAAAAUAACAACGAGACCCAAGUGCAUUUUUUUAAAAGUGUAAAAGUUUUUGAUUAAGACUUGGAAAAUGGACGCUAUAUUUGUGCUGUAUACAAUAAUAAAUUUUAAAAAGAAAAUGUGAACGAUUUAUAAUAAUUGUUAUAAAAAAAUCGAUUCCGUUCUUACUCUUGUGUAUAUAAUGUGAAUAAUAUACAAAAAAUAUAUAAAUAUUAGUUUGAAAAUAAUAUAUAGGGGUAAAAAAAACGUUUAAACAUGUAAUAUAACGACCGUGCCAUACCUAUGUAGUGAUAAAUGUUUGAAAACGAGCGCUUAAAAAUUUUAAAAACAACCGAAUCGAUAAACUUAAAAAAAAACGUAGAGGCGAAUGCUAUUUAUAAAUGUGUCGUAGUCGGAUACUGUAAGCUUUAAAAAAUGAAACUGACCGAAAAUUAAUAAUAUACAUGAAAUGCAGGGUGUUAUAAAGAAUUAGAAAUAUCGAUUAAUUAAAUUAAAGAUUGCCUUGUAAUAGUAAAACCUCGAUAUAACGGAAACUAGUAUGUAAACAGCUACCCACACCGUUGCGUUCUUUAUUAGUUAGUUUUACUUUCAGUUCAAUAAAAAUAUACAGCCAUCUAGCGCUGAAUAACCGCUACAACUAGA
Onthophagus taurus is the source of this 1252-nucleotide messenger RNA. Lineage: Eukaryota; Metazoa; Arthropoda; Insecta; Coleoptera; Scarabaeidae. The record is from RefSeq and is a predicted model, not a curated record.